Melampsora larici-populina 98AG31 is the source of this 840-nucleotide messenger RNA. RefSeq lists its product as uncharacterized. The coding region runs from base 1 to 840 and encodes 279 amino acids. The record is from RefSeq and is a predicted model, not a curated record. The transcript is spliced from 2 exons. Lineage: Eukaryota; Fungi; Basidiomycota; Pucciniomycetes; Pucciniales; Melampsoraceae.
AUGUCAAUUGACGAAUGCAUCAAAAGGACUGAAAACAACUACCUCAAAGAAUUUGGAGGUACGAGAAUACUCCCAAAAAUCAAGAAGAUUACUCACAUGAGCAAAGAUGAAAGAAAGAAGAAGUUGAAAGAAUAUCAAACAAGGUUGGAAGAGAUAAAAGAACUUCAGAAGAAGUCAGCCAAACUCAUUGGUCUACCAUUAGAUGACAAUAUACAAAUGAUCAUCCCAGUAGAAAAAUCCAGCCACCUCCCAAAAUCAUCCUUUGAAGAAGGAGGUCUCUCUUUUGACUUCAGCAAGACACCAGAUGCCAAUCAUCUAGGGCUGCCGUUGUUCUUUCACAAAAACAUGCAGAUCCUACAAGCUUUCGCCGACGCCCUCAAAAUCCACAAGAGAGAUGUCAUACAAAUUUUCAAAGAACAAAGAUCCUGGGUCGUAGCCUUCCGUUACGACUUAACCAUCAGGAAAGCGACCUUCGCAGUAAGAAACCCAAACAAGAAAGUCCCAAAUCCAUCUCUAGAACCAUCCGGUUUAGUAGACGAGAUCUACUAUUCAGCAAGAUCUCAAGAAGACCUCAACAUUGACGAAAAUCCUUACAGAAAAGGUGGUCUCAAACACGGGAGAAAUCCCUAUUCGGACAUCACUUCAGACCAGACAUCAACUAACUGGAACCAGGCCAACUCAGUAGCAGGUCCUUCAAGAUCAUACAACUAUAAUAGAAACCAACAGAGAUCCCAAGGCCCCUACGGAAACUACAAAGGAAAGAGUUACAACCCAAGUUACAAAAGACCUGAAGGGAAUAGAGCAGAAAACUUCAAAGGAAAAGGAAAGGAGAAAAUGUAG